UUAAAGACGACAUUAUAUGCAUUGGAUGUAAUGUCUUCAAUAGGCAGGAUGGACUUGGUUCGAUAUCUACAUGAUAACAAUGUUGUGGCAUCAUCAAAUGCGAUGGACCAUGCUGCCACACUCGACAUCUUCAUCUUUCUCCAACAACAUCGAACCGAGGGUCAUACACUCUAUGCGUUGAGCAUAGCUGCGUCGCAUGGCCGCCUCCCAAUAGUUGAGCAUAUACUCAACACGGUCACGGACAAGGAGUUGGACUAUAAACUUGCGUUGAACCAGGCAGCUAUACAAGGACAUGUUGAUGUGUUGCGAUUCAUUCAUCAUGAUGGUAGCUAUGCCAAGCCGGGACUCAGGACUCUGUUCAGAAAUGAUGAUACCAUGGAUAUUGCAGCAAGGAAUGGCCAUCUCGAAGUUGUCAAGUACCUCCACGAUAAUGAAUAUGGGGGCUGCUCACAAGAUGCAAUGCACUUGGCAUCCAUCAAAGGCCAUUUGGAUAUCGUUCGAUUCCUACACGAGAACCGCACAGAAGGUUGCUACACGCAUACAAUGGACUUGGCGGCAAGGAAUGGACACUUGGACAUCGUAACCUAUCUCCACAACAACCGCACAGAAGGUUGCGGGUCAGAUGCCAUGGAGUUUGCAUCAAGAAAGGGACACCUGGGCGUGAUACGCUUUCUUCAUCAUCAUCGCACAGAGGGCUGCACAUUUGAAGCGAUAUAUAACGCAUCACUGAAAGGACAUUUGGAGAUUGUUCGCUUCCUGCAUGAGCACAGGACCGAGGGCUGCACUGAUGAUGCCAUGGAUUUUGCUGCUCUCAAUGGCCAUCUGGACAUUGUUCGAUACCUUCAUGAACAUAGGACUGAAGGAUGUACCCAUGAUGCCAUGGACUAUGCUGCCAUGUAUGGUCAUUUGGAUGUUGUUCGAUUCCUUCAUUACAACAGGACUGAAGGAUGCAGUGUGUAUGCCUUGAACAAUGCAGCGCGGUAUGGCUGGAUUGACAUUGUUAUGUUUCUGUUGGACAAUCGAACAGAGGGAUGCACUGUGAAGGCCAUGGACAAGGCUGCAAAGAAUGGACAUUUGGACAUUGUCAAGAUACUUCAUUCAAGAGGGAAGGAGUGCAGCCAGCUUGCCAUUGAAAAUGCGGCGCAGAAAGGACGUUUAGAAGUUGUCAAGUUCCUCAGAGAGAAUAGAACUGAGGGACACAUCCCCCAAGCCAUCUCCAUUGCAAAGUACAAUGGAUUUGAUAUGAUUGUUGAGUAUCUUUCCACGCCCCUACCCACACAAUCAUUAUUAUCAUCAUCAUCAUCAUUAAUGGAAGGAGCUACCAGUCUCAAGAGGCAAUUAUCA
Messenger RNA from Acytostelium subglobosum LB1, 1344 nucleotides. RefSeq lists its product as hypothetical. Gene Ontology annotation, molecular function: protein binding. The transcript has a single exon. The annotation marks the transcript as partial. NCBI's taxonomy places the organism in Eukaryota, Evosea, Eumycetozoa, Acytosteliales, Acytosteliaceae. The record is from RefSeq and is a predicted model, not a curated record.